CACACGCCCCGGACCGUUGUGUUUCGUGGACACAGUGGCGCUUGCCUCCAUGGUGCUGCGGGUUGAAGGUCGCAGUUUGUCUUUCUGCUGCAGCGAUUCACUCUGUCCAAGCUCCCCAUGUGGAGCGGGGGGCAGUGGAGUGUCUGGAACUCACUGACUGCUCUCUGCCCUCUUGCGUGCAGGCCUGCGGCUGUCCACUCUACUGGAAGGGGCCACUCUUCUGUGGUGCUGGUGGGGAGCGCACAGGCUGUGUGUCCGUCCACAAGUUUGUCGCCAUGUGGAGAAAAAUCCUCCAGACCUGUCAUGACGACGCUGCCAAGUUUGUCCACCUGCUCAUGAAUCCUGGCUGCAACUACCUGGUGCAGGAAGACUUCGUCCCCUUUUUACAGGAUGUGGUGAACACCCACCCAGGCCUGUCCUUCCUGAAGGAGGCGUCGGAGUUCCACUCCUGCUACAUCACCACGGGUGUGACAUGGACUGAGGCCACCAGGCAGGCUGCUCACGAGCCCGUUUCUUCCUUUGCAGCCAUUUCUACGAGGAUGGUCGACAGGAUAUUCUCGGGAGCUGUGACCAGAGGCAGAAAAGUACAGAAGGCAGGCAAGAUUAGCUACGCGGACUUUGUCUGGUUUUUGAUCUCUGAAGAGGACAAAAAAACCCCAACCAGCAUAGAGUACUGGUUCCGCUGCAUGGACCUGGACGGGGACGGGGCGUUGUCCAUGUUCGAGCUGGAGUAUUUCUACGAGGAACAGUGCCGCAGGCUGGAUAGCAUGGCCAUCGAGGCCCUGCCCUUUGAGGACUGCCUCUGCCAGAUGCUGGACCUGGUCAAGCCCCAGAAUGAAGGGAAGAUCACGCUCCAUGACCUGAAGCAGUGUAAGUUCGCCAACGUCUUCUUUGACACGUUCUUCAACAUUGAGAAGUACCUUGACCACAAGCAGAAAGAGCAGGUCUCACUGUUCAGGGAGAGCGAGAGCGACGGCCCCGAGCUGUCAGACUGGGAGAAGUACGCUGCCGAGGAGUACGACAUCCUGGUGGCCGAGAAGGCUGCGGGCGAGCCGUGGGACGAGGGGUCUCCUCUGGAUCCAUCUGUCAUCGUCAUGUAGCUUUCCCUGUACAGACCUCACACUCAUGAGGGGUCCUCAGCAAGUUCACGGAAGUGUUCGUUUAUCUUUGGAGUUCCAUUUUCCACAGACUCGUUGAACUAACUUCGUAUUUCAUGAGAGUUCUGUUUGAAUAGUUCAUAAUUUUGGGCAUUGUAAAAGGUACUUUUUAAAUUCCCAUUUCCAGUUGUUUGGGCUGUAGAAAUAUGGUUUAUUUGCACUUAUCGAUCUUGUGUUUGUCUGCACCUUUAUUAAAUGCAUUUAUUAGCUCCAGUAGUUUUUAGUAGGUUUUGGGGGGUUUUCUACAUGGACAGUCACAUUGAGUGGGCUGGUUUUAUUUCUUCCUUUCUGCUCUCUGCAUUUUAUUUUUCUUGCCUGUUGCACCACCCAGAACCUCCAGUGCGACGUGGAGGAGGAGGGAUGGGGACAGCCUUGUUCCCGGCCUCAGGUGGAAAGCAGCUGUGAGGGUUCCUGCAAACGUCCUUUCAGCUUGGGGACCUCCCCUUCUGUCCCAGUUUGAGACUUUGUCAUGAAGGGAUGCUGAAUUCUGUCAGAUGCAUUUGCUGAAAUAGUUUCUUUCUGCAGCCUGAUGCCACACGGAAUUACAGCGAGUGGUUUUUGACAGUUGAACCCUUCCCAGGAUAAACCUGCGCGGUUGUGACGUCUUUCUCGUAGAUUCGACACAGAGCUCAGCCCCGUGGACCAGAAGCUGAGCACAUUGCGGUCCCCACUGUUGCAGAGGCCCUUCUUCGAGGCACCAUCCCCCCUGGGUGCUGUAGACCUGUACGAGUAUGCCUGUAGGGACGAGGACCUGCAGACUUUGUGAUGCACCCAGGGAUCGUGUGCAGUGGCCCAUGCUACACACCAGGGUGAUCCGCUGAGAUGCGCCAGUUUUGGUGUAAAAAACAAAACCGUUUAAUAAUUGAGCUGUCUUUUGUGGAAGAUGAAGUGCAUUUGUACGAAAUGAUAAAUUUUUAUUUAUUCACACAACGCUAGUCACAGAUGUCAUUGAUGGAGCAGAUUGAUUCCUACCUGACCUUGAGGGGCCGAUGCUGGCUCAAGAACUCUGCCGUCUGGCACGUCAGCCCCAGGGUCCCUUGUAAAUUGGGACAGGCUCCUGUGCUAACACACUGGGCCCUACCCACACUUCAGCUUUUGGAGUGGAGGUGUUGACUUACCCAUCCUGGCCGGCAGGUCACCCCAGGAUCUGGCUGCUCUGGAGAGGGCCACAGUGAUGUCCUCUGCCACAUGCUUGCUCCUCGGCACUAGGUGCACACCACACUCUCCUGGGGUCGUCACGAACAUUCCACGAGCACUGGACGGGCCCAGCUGGCCACACCCGCAUCUCCCACGUGCAGGGCAUGGGCAGGGAACCCUGCAGCACCUUCACUGGGAUGUUUUUACAUAAAUGUACAGAAGUAUGUAAAGGUAACCUUCAUUUGCUGUGUAUAGCAGCUUACGAAUGUUGUAUGUGAUCACGUUUGUAUUUUCAAAUAAAGAAUAAGGAUUUUCA
Messenger RNA from Galeopterus variegatus (Sunda flying lemur), 2610 nucleotides. RefSeq names its product serine/threonine-protein phosphatase 2A regulatory subunit B'' subunit beta-like. The annotation marks the transcript as partial. Gene Ontology annotation, molecular function: protein phosphatase regulator activity; calcium ion binding. The record is from RefSeq and is a predicted model, not a curated record. Gene Ontology annotation, cellular component: protein phosphatase type 2A complex. The transcript has 10 exons. Gene Ontology annotation, biological process: protein dephosphorylation. NCBI's taxonomy places the organism in Eukaryota, Metazoa, Chordata, Mammalia, Dermoptera, Cynocephalidae.